Molecule: messenger RNA, 317 nt
Organism: Acaulospora morrowiae
Lineage: Eukaryota; Fungi; Glomeromycota; Glomeromycetes; Diversisporales; Acaulosporaceae
Source: the annotation of a GenBank genome assembly
UAUCGACAAUUGAUACAUUCUAUUUGAUCGCUCUUGAAGCACCGCACAUAAUUUCCGAACACAUCUCGACCGUAAUUCCGUUAAUGUUAUCAUUUAUUCAGUCGACGAAUGAAAACACCAUGAGAGUUCGUAUAUCCUCGUUACAAUGUCUGGGCGCAUUUCCCGAUACGAUCCCAUUCGACGUGUUGUAUCCUUUCAAAUCAAAAGUUUUAAAGGGGGUGGGAAAUGCUCUGGAUGAUAAAAAACGGUUGGUUCGAAAAGAGGCAGUUGAUUGUCGUAGCAGAUGGUUCUUAUUUACGGGACCUAAACCGAAUUGA